Molecule: messenger RNA, 1350 nt
Organism: Onthophagus taurus
Lineage: Eukaryota; Metazoa; Arthropoda; Insecta; Coleoptera; Scarabaeidae
Gene: dsx-c73A
Product: doublesex cognate 73A
Source: RefSeq, a predicted model, not a curated record
AAUGAAGCUUCUAUCUGGGAACAGACCUGCACUAGCAUCCGCCGGUACCACUCAAGUCCGAGGGAGUGCGAAACAACAUUUACAUCUUCAGAGGCGCUCUCGAACAGUUUGGCUCCGAGUCUAAGGUUUCGGUUUUGAAGAUGCGCGACAUCGUCUUUAAGUUUUUGGCGUUCGCGGCUGCUUCCGCCAUAUCGACGGAAAAUUUACGUUUUUCCGAUCGACAAUACAACGAUUGGUUCCGGCAGGGACGUUCUUCGGAAAUAAUCGCCGGUAACCUCGCGGCUGCCACCGAAGGUAACUCCACCACGACCACUACAUCAAACGCAGUUCCAAAAUCGACGUUUUACCACCCUGUGUCGACAAUUAUCACCAAUAACAGCAACGAUUCCACCAACAAAAUAAAAAGUACAACCCCUAUUACAACAACCACCGAGUUCGAUGUGACGGACACCACGCUGUUUGAUUCCACCACGUACGAAGAUGAAAAAACUACAGAGGAACCAAGGGAUUUCUAUCAAACGAAGCUAGAAAAGACCGAGGUGAAGAUCGCCUCCAACAUAAGCCAGAACCUGCUUCCAUUGCCAGCCGUCCCCGGAGCUGCAGCCGGAGCCUUGAUUAAGCCCACCAAGUAUCACUAUUUUCCGCAUAAUCAGCACAUCUAUCUACUACCAGAGUGCGCCAUCCAACAGGUCUGCAACGCCGUCUACGUCCGGCUAAACUGGACGCAACCGCUCUGCGCGUGCCCGUCGAGAUACAGAGAACCCUGUUCGGCCAGCUUGAAUUCUGACGAUCUGCAUACGACACAAUUGGCAACAAACGGAAACUCCAAAGCCCUCACGUUAGUGAAAACUUGCGAACAAACGGCCGAUAUGAGACUGUGUAAAGCACCGAGAGAUUGGUCUCUUCUGGCUCUCCAGAACAUCAGAACGGGGAAAUCCCACUACCUGGUCAUCUGUAGGUGUACCAGCUCGAGCAUCCUCGAGGGACCCAUGUCACAUCCGCAACCAUCGUACGCCAGCGUGCCUGGAAUAAGGGUGUACGGGAUGGUCUGUGUGAAUCACAAGAGGAGAGCAAGAAACGACAGGGGGCGGAAGCCCAGGUCGACGACCGCGAUGCCGUUCCCGUGGGACAAGGUCGAGAAGUUCGCGAAAGCCGCUCAAUGGGACUGAACAUUUGUGAUCGCGUGAAUCGAAACGCGCCAUAAAUACGCAAUGUUUUAAAUUAUUUCUCAAUUUAACUUAUAACUUCUAUUUCGUUAGAUAUUCAUUUUUUUUAAUAAGAAUUUUAGAUAUUUAAGAACAUUUUUGUGUAAUCCAUUAGAUUUAAUACAUUUUUUAUUAAGGCAAAAAC